AUGCGAAAUCCAAGAGGCAAACAUGCUAACGAAAUCAUUUCGCCUUACCUCCAAAAAAAGGCUCUUGAAUUUAUUACAGAGCAUCCAAAAAAUCAAGCUAAAAAAUUAAAGGCUGAAAAUAUCGAGUUAAA
Molecule: messenger RNA, 131 nt
Organism: Racocetra fulgida
Lineage: Eukaryota; Fungi; Glomeromycota; Glomeromycetes; Diversisporales; Gigasporaceae
Source: the annotation of a GenBank genome assembly